AUGACCGCAGCACGCCUCCGGACGCUGAAAAGCAACUUGGAGGAGACCGUUUCAACGCACGGCGGCGGCCGCCACGACGGCUCGCGGGGAAUAUCAAAAGAAGACGGCGGCCGCCGCAGUAGCCUCCACGUGGGGAGGACAAACGACCUGCACGGCCAUUGCUGUGGCGAGUCAAGAGACAGUGUUAGCAGCGACCGGCAAAGAAUCAGUAAAGACGGCAACCACCGCUGCAGGGCCUGCACGAGAAAAGCAAGUGAAGACCUGGGCCACUGCCGUAGUGUCUCUCGGGAGAGAAUUGGGAGAGGUAGUGGCCACCGCCACAGCAGCUCUUGGGAGAGAGGAAGAGAAGAUCCCGGCUUCCGCAGCAGCGACGUGAAUUUAAGAGUAAGUGAAGUCGGCAGCUAUCAAACUAGCGACUCUUUGGGAACAGUCAGAGAAGACCGCGGCCACAACCUCAGCGGUACUUGGAAGGAAGUCAUUGAAGUCCAGAGCCCCCGAACCAGCGACUCCGGGGAGUCAGUCAGCGACGACCGCAGCCGCCACCUCAGUGGUUCUUGGGAGGGAGGGAGUGUUGAUGCCGGCCACAGCCUCGGUAGCUCUUGGGAGGGAGUAAGUGAAGACCGCAGCUACGCGGCCAGCGACUCAGUGGUGACCGUCGGCGAAGAGUCCGGUCCCCGCUUCAGUGGUUUCUGGGAGAGAGAAAGUGAAGACGAAAGUUCCCACCACAGGGGCUCCUGGCAGAGAGCUAGAGAGGACCGCGGCCCCGGUGCAAGCAACGACGACCGAGAUGGCCGCUGCCACUGCAGUGGCUCGUGGGUAAGAGCAAGUGAAGACCGCUGCCGCAGCAGGGGCCUAGAUUCAACUCCUCCCCAGAGUCCAGGGGGUUGCACCAUGCCCGGGGUGUCCGAUUCAGGCCCCUCCACCUCCUCUCCGAUGACUGCAAACCCAGGUGUCAGGAAGAAGGCGCAUUUUGGUAGCAUACAUGAUGCAGUACGAACUGGAGAUGUACAGCAGCUUUCAGAAAUAGUGGAACAUGGAGCCAGUAUUAAUGAAGUUGAUGCCAUCCAUAAAUUUACCCCUUUACAUUGGGCAGCACAUUCUGGAAGCUUGGAGUGUCUUCAUUGGCUGCUCUGGCGUGAAGCUGAUAUCACACAAGUAACUAUGAGAGGCUGGACAGCAGCUCACAUAGCUGCAAUCAGGGGUCAGGAUGCUUGUAUGCAGGCUCUUAUAAUCAAUGGAGCAAAUCUGUCAGCUCAGGAUGAUCGUGGAUGCAAUCCUUUACAUCUUGCUGCGACCCAUGGACAUUCUUUCACUUUACAGAUAAUGCUCCGAAGUGGUGUGGAUCCCAGUGUGACUGAUAAGAGAGAAUGGACACCUGUACAUUAUGCGUCUUUUCACGGGAGGCUUGGCUGUUUGCAACUUCUUGUUAAAUGGGGAUGUGGCAUAGAAGAUGUGGACUGCAAUGGAAACCUUCCAGUUCAUUUAGCAGCCAUGGAAGGCCACCUUCACUGUUUUAAAUUCCUACUCAGUAGAAUGAGCAGUGUAACACAAGCAUUAAAAGCCUUCAAUGAUAAUGGAGAAAAUGUACUGGACCUGGCACAGAGGUUCUUUAAACAGAGCAUCUUACAGUUUAUCCAGGGGGCUGAAUAUGAAGGAAAUGAUCCAGAAGAUCAGGAAACUUUAGCAUUUCCAGGUCAUGUGGCUGCCUUUAAGGGUGAUUUGGAAAUACUGAAGAAAUUAAUAGAAGAUGGAGUAAUCAAUAUUAAUGAACGUGACAAUAAUGGAUCUACUCCUAUGCAUAAAGCUGCUGGACAAGGACAUAUAGAGUGUUUGCAGUGGUUAAUUAAAAUGGGAGCAGACAGUAAUAUUACCGACAAAGUGGGAGAGAAACCCAGUGAUGUGGCUAAGAGGUUUGCCCAUUUGGCAGCAGUAAAGCUACUAGAGGGACUACAGAAAUACGAUAUAGAUGAUGAGAGUGACAUCGAUGAAAAUAAUAUGAAGUUUUUUAUAAGACAUGGUGUUGAGGGAAGCACUGAUGCCGAGGAUGAUUUAUGUCAGAGUGAGUCAGAUAAAGCAGAUGCCCGAAUGAGAGCUUAUAAGAAAAUUGUAGAAUUGAGACACCUCCUGGAAAUUGCCGAGAGCAACUAUAAACACUUGGGAGGAAUAACAGAAGAAGAUCUAAAGCAGAGGAAAGAACAGCUCGAGUCUGAAAAGACCAUCAAAGAGCUGCAGGACCAGCUGGACUAUGAACGACUUCGUAGAGAAAAAUUAGAAUGUCAGCUGGAUGAGUAUCGAGUGGAGGUAGAUCAACUCAGGGAGACUCUGGAGAAAAAUCAGGUCCCCAACUUCGUGGCUGCGGAUGAUGACUCUUCUUGUGAAUCAAGCAAAGAGAAGGGGAGUGUGAAGAAAAAGGUGUCUUCUAGGGGAGUGUUUGUGAGAAGUGAGUCAUUGGACCUUGUGAAUGAGGGCAACACCAGGGAUGGUAGCACAAUAUGAUAAAAAGGAGCUUGGGUCCUGACACCAUGGAGCUGACAUACUAGCCCUGGAAUGCUUACGAUUGGACUGUAGGUAAGAGAGAAAUAAACCUCUGUCUUAUUUAAGCCACUAUUAUUCUGGGUCUUGUUAAAGCAGCUAAAUUUAAAUCCUAAUACAAUCCCCAAAUUAUGUGUAAAAUUUAUAAAUCUCAUACAUGUAUUACUGUCAUGUUGGUGAAACAAAAAUACAAAUGAAAAAGAUGUAAAGAGAUAGAAUUCUAGUAUUUUGUUUCCAUGCCUAAGUAGCAGAAUGUCUGUCUACCUCCUGAGAUGGAGUACCUCAACUUGGAGACUACUAGUAUAUGUAGUAAGAACAUGAGAUUUGGAAUUAAAGUGUGUGACUUAUUUGUUGUAUGACCUCUAUCAAGCUGGUUAACUUCACUAAGCUCGUUUCUUUAGCUGUGAAAUGAGGAUAAAACUAUCUACCUAAGAGGACUGCUGUGAGAAAAAGGUAAGUUAAUAUGUAUUAUUUGGCAUAUUUGCUGUUAUGCAGUCAGUGGUACCCAGUAUUCCACAAAAUGGCAAUCACUAGUUUCAGUGUUGGUGACCAUAACCUUUUCCAUUGUGAUUUUUUUUUUUAUAUUAAAUUAUUCUUUAAAACUGAAAGUGUUACACAUCUAAAUUCUUCAAUUUUGACAAAAAGGCAUCAUAAGCUUUGAAUUGCUUUUCAGAUAUGGUGAAGGGUUUUUACUGAGUCUUGCCUCAUCCACUUUGUCAUCAAACAGUAUGAAAGGGCAGGUUAGGAUCUAGUCUAUGGCCACAGAACAAGGUGAAGGUAGCUAAUCCUCUUGGAGGCUUUUCACCACCCACAGAAAAUGCCAGAAAGGUUUGUGUUCUCAGAAACUCAGUUUAAAUGAAAAUGUUCUCAGUGUACCCAUAAUCAAAUAUUUAAAAUACUAAAAAGGGUGGGUUAAGGCAAUCAAGAUUUAUUUGUAUCAUUUAUUCUACGAGCAUUUAACAAGUACCUUAUAUGAGUUAGCCCUGUGCCUAGAGGUUCAGAAAUGAGUAAGAUAUACCCUUCUGAGAGCUUAUAGUUUAGGACAGGAAAGAGACAUAUACAAUAGCUGUUUUAUAGUAAGGUGCAGGUGCUGGAAUAGAGAUGUAGUUUUGAGGUACACAGGGGCACAAUCCUCUCAUCCUCCUUCAUUUUGGAUAUUUCCAUCCCCUUAACAAAAAUCUAUCUGAACUAGAAAAGUACCAUCAAAAUGAAGUCUCAGUGGAAAAGAUACAGGAUCUAGAAGUAAUGAGGAUAAGGUAUGCUGUGUAUGAUACUUCUGUUGUUGUCCGGUGCCGUCGAGUUGGUUCGACUCAU
This is a messenger RNA of Trichechus manatus latirostris (Florida manatee), 3846 nucleotides long. It is a transcript of the gene ANKRD42, whose product is annotated as ankyrin repeat domain 42. NCBI's taxonomy places the organism in Eukaryota, Metazoa, Chordata, Mammalia, Sirenia, Trichechidae. The record is from RefSeq and is a predicted model, not a curated record. The transcript is spliced from 14 exons. Gene Ontology annotation, molecular function: NF-kappaB binding. Bases 1 to 2496 code for a protein of 831 amino acids.